Messenger RNA from Elaeis guineensis (African oil palm), 2158 nucleotides. Its product is annotated as probable arabinosyltransferase ARAD1. Gene Ontology annotation, molecular function: glycosyltransferase activity. The record is from RefSeq and is a predicted model, not a curated record. Lineage: Eukaryota; Viridiplantae; Streptophyta; Magnoliopsida; Arecales; Arecaceae.
CAAAAAUAAUCAAAUAUUGAUCCAAGAGGUCAUGACCCGUUGGUGACAAAUACUGCAGCCCCCAUCCUUUGGGUGUUCAUCUACCGGCUUCGCCUUGGAAGCCUGACAAUGUUCUCAAACAAUAUGGCUGUAACCCUACUCUCUCCAUCAGGAAUUAUCACCCACCAUCCCUUGUUGCUGACUCCAUAGGAAGUCCCACCAAAGAUCAGAAUCACACCAACCUCCCAAGUUCCCCAUCAAUUCCUUAACUUCAGAUAUCUCAUGUGUUUCUUCCCCUGAAAGUAUAUUUAGAGAGCUAUGAGUUUAUGAAAAAGAGCUUGUGGGAGAUGUGGGAAAUCUGAGGUUUUAAGUCUUACCCUCCACAAAAUCCUAAGGAUUUUGCUACUUUCUACUUUAAGUUAAAUUUACUAAUAGAUCACUGAUUGUGGGCGGCACUGCAAGUGAUUCAUUCACCAAUAGAUCUAAAACUCUUCUUUCAUUAAUUCAUCAUAUCUCAAUAAAGUGCUCUGUUUUGAUGUCAAGAUGCAUCCCUUGUCCUUUAUGACCAAAAGGUUCCUUUUCUAUGUUGUCUUUCUGUCCAUCUUCCUCUUGGUUUUCUCUUGCUUCACUCUUCUAAGGUCCAGCAGUAGUUACCUCAUACCUGAAUCAGUUCUUAUGUUAGUGCUUGCCAAUAAGACAUCAGAGCUCAGUACCCAAUUCAGGGAUCAUAACACUCAUCAUCUUGACUUAUUGCCUCCUCCUCCUCCUACGAUAUCCCGAAUAAGUGUUCGACGAAAUUCCAAUUCCAAGAAGGAUGCAAGGUGCUUAGGUGAAGGAAGAAGGAAACUAUGCGACUCCAAUCAGGCUUUGCUCAAGGUUUAUAUGUAUGACUUGCCUUCUCAGUUUCAUUUUGGACUGUUGGGUUGGAAGGGGAAGAAGGAUCAGAUAUGGCCGGAUGUUCGUCGUCAUAUCCCAAGCUACCCGGGUGGCUUAAAUUUGCAGCACAGUGUUGAAUACUGGCUUACAUUAGAUCUUCUCUCGUCGAAUUCUCCGGGUGUCGUCAGGCCUUGCUCGGCAAUUAGAGUGACGAAUUCAAGUCAUGCAGAUGUGAUCUUUGUGCCAUUCUUCUCAUCUUUGAGCUACAACCGGCAUUCGAAGCUUCAUGGGAAGGAAAAGAUUGGUCAGAAUAAGGUUUUGCAGAAUGAAUUGGUGGACUACUUGAUGCGCCGAGAGGAGUGGAGGAGAGGGGGUGGAAAGGAUCAUGUGAUUGUAGCCCAUCAUCCAAACAGCAUGUUGGAGGCUCGGAGGAAGCUCGGGUCGGCUAUGUUUCUGCUCGCAGAUUUCGGGAGAUACCCGGUUGAGAUUGCUAAUCUCAAGAAGGAUGUCAUUGCUCCUUACAUGCAUGUAGUGCCUUCGGUUGGUAAUGAUUCAGCUCCAUUUGAAGACCGCCCUAUAUUGGCCUAUUUCCAGGGUGCAAUCCAUAGGAAGGAUGGUGGCAUGAUUCGCCAUAAACUUUACAGACUUCUAAAAGAUGAGAAAGAUGUGCACUUUGCCUAUGGAAGCGUUCGGGAGAAUGGAAUCAGACAUGCAGGUCGGGGAAUGGCUUCGUCGAGAUUCUGUCUAAAUAUAGCAGGAGACACCCCUUCAUCGAAUCGCCUCUUUGAUGCUAUUGUGAGUCACUGUGUCCCUGUGGUUAUAAGCGAUGACAUCGAGCUGCCUUUCGAGGAUGUCCUAGACUACUCGGAGUUCUGCGUCUUCGUACGGGCUUCAGAUGCUGUCAAGAAAGGUUUUUUGUUGAAUCUACUUAGGGGAAUCAAACGAGAUGAAUGGACUAAAAUGUGGGAAAGGUUAAAGCAAAUUGCGCAUCAUUUUGAGUAUCAGUAUCCAUCGAAGCAGGGAGAUGCUGUUCAGAUGAUCUGGGAGGCAGUUGCUCGCAAGAUCUCAUCUGUUCAUUUGAAACUUCACAAGGAGAACAGAUUCCAUCGAGCAGAGCUCAUAGGAUGAAAUUCAGAAGUCUUAUACCUUAGCCUUAGAAGUCUUUAGAAGGAAAAUAUACUGAUUGGAACCCUCUUGCUGUGGAACUUUGUCUGACUUGGUCAAUAAAGACCUGUAAGAAUUUGUGGAUAGUUUAUAUGGUUAUCUAUUAUAAAUUUCAAUGCAUACCAUGGGAACUUACCAA